CUUUGAUAUAUACAUUAAAAUGAUAGCAAAUUUUGUCAUCAAUGUUAUGUUUUUGUUCUUCUUCUAUGGAUCCCAUGGGGCCAAAUUUAUAAUAAAGAAUAAUUGUCCUUAUACUAUUUGGCCAGCUACACUUACAAGCAAAGGAGCACAAUUGUCAACUGGAUUUGAAUUAGCAUCACAAGCUUCAUCAUCACUUGAUGUACAAAAUUCAUGGUCAGGACGAAUAUGGGCAAGAUAUCAUUGCUCAAAAAAUGGGAAAAAUUUCACUUGUCUUAGUGGAGAUUGUGAUUCUGGAGAAGUAGCUUGCAAUGGUAAGGGUCCAAUUCCACCUGAAACCCUUUUAGAAUUCACAAUAGUAGGAUAUGAGGGAAAAGACUUUUAUGAUAUAAGCUUAGUAGAUGGUUUUAAUCUACCAGUCUCUAUUAAACCUCUAAAUAGAGGUGAUUGCAACACAACAAGUUGUCCUAUAGAUAUCAAUAAACAAGGAUGCCCAAAUGACUUAGCAGUAAGAAAUCCAGUAGGUGGUAGUAUCAUUGGGUGCAAAAGUGCUUGUGUAGCAUAUCAACAACCACAAUAUUGUUGUACUGGUUCCUAUGGUUCUCCACAAACUUGCAAACCAACUAGAUACUCAAGACAAUUCAAACAUUUCUGUCCUCUAGCGUAUACCUAUGCUUAUGAUGAUCAAAAUAGCACAUUUACAUGUAUUAAAGUUGACUACAUGAUUACUUUUUGUCCAUGAGAAGUUCAUUCUUUCUAUGAAUAAACAACAAUAUAUUUUUGUG
Solanum lycopersicum (tomato) is the source of this 782-nucleotide messenger RNA. NCBI's taxonomy places the organism in Eukaryota, Viridiplantae, Streptophyta, Magnoliopsida, Solanales, Solanaceae. The record is from RefSeq and is a predicted model, not a curated record.